AUGAGUGACGAAUUUUUGCAUCGCACGGAUACACUCGGCACCGUCAAAGUAGUGACUUGCGGUCCACAGAAAAAGCACUGGGUUGAAUUCCAGUUGGUGGAUGAACAGGGUGAACCACUGGCGAACCUGCCGUGGCGAGCGGUGAACGAUGCCACACGUGCCGACUGUGCGCCGCCGCACUCAGGUGUGAGCGAUGCCCAAGGAGUGGUUCGUGUAGACGGCCUGCACCCCAUCCCCAUCACCUUGCUGGUGUCCGCCGACCCGCUGGCCGAGCAACUGCAAACCCGGCGCUUGCGUGCCGAAAGGCCCGAACCGGAGUGGCCAAUUAUCGGUGACCGCAGCGCGCCCUACGGUCCGCAGCGCCCGGGCUUUUCGCCGAUUGAGGCGCAGGCGCUCGCGGCGGGGCACGGCUACCACUAUGUGCGCAUUGGGCAGUUAUGCGAUCAAGCGCCGAACGACCCGCCGUUGGCAGACUCGAAGAAACUUCCGGCGUUUCACUUUCCGGACCCGGCUUUCAGUGGGUUUACCGUUGAGUACGAGGAGCUGAAUCGCCGGCAUGUGGUGGAGGUGUGUCCAUUUCGUGCUUGGGCGUUGGUGCUGCAUCAUCAGCCUGAGUACAGCUUGGUUAAUGCACACAAUUUGGGGCUUAUGAGCAUUUUGGCUUAUAGCCGAUAUGAGGAGAACGAUCGCGGUUCACCCGAGCAGUUUUUUCUCCAUCAAUGCCUGGACCUGUCACGCACGCCACGGGUAUUGGAUACCGGGAACAACUGGGGUUGCGUGGUAACGGAUGUGCCGUUUAGUCAGCGCUAUACGUUGGUGCAGACCCAGGACACGGGGAAGGCGGAUCCGCCGGAAGGCAAUACGCAAUUCUUCUACGCCAUCAACGCCUCUCAGGUGCUGGUCGCUUGGCGCGGCACCGAAAUGGCCUGGCCGUUUACCGAUUUGGCAACGGAUGUAACCUUUCGGCCUGUGAAGCCAGAAAUGCAGGCCACUUGUGAACCCAAGGUGCCCUGUGACGACUUGACCCCGCAGGGCAGCGUGCAUCUGGGGUUUCGUGAUGCAUUUGAAAAGGCCAGAAGGAUUUAUGCCGAGAAUCUAGGCGAAACGAUCAGUAGUGAGAUUCGCGACAAAAAACUGUUCAUUUGCGGCCACAGCCUGGGCGGCGCCCUUGGCCUGAUCCACGCCGCGUCGCUAAAAGAUCAAAAACCACUGCUCUACACCUACGGCAUGCCCCGCACCUUUACCCUCAAAGCCGUACACGGCCUAGCCGAGAUUCGACACUUUCGCCAUGUCAAUGACACAGACACUAUCCCCAGCGUCCCACCCGAAGCGGAGUUGGACAACUACCUGUACAACCUCUACGGCCAACUGGGCACUUCUCUUGGGUUCGCCUGGUCCCUGGUUCAACUAACCGCCAGCCAACUGUUCCGGUACGGCGACCCGUUCUGCCAUCACGGCGAAAUCGCCAUGCUCUACUGGGCCGACCAGCACCGCCAGGCCAGAGGCUCGCACUAUCCGGCCUAUCUCAACAAGGAAGGACUGGGCGCGCCCUACCACACCACGAUCAACCAUCGCCUGGCGCAACGAUCCCUGAUGUAUGUGGUACCCAGCCUGAGCACCGACGACAGCCAACAGGCCGAACACGCCCAGCAGCGGUUUUUCACCUCAUUGGCCACCGAGAGCCGGAACAGAAUCUUCCCGCCCAAUGGCAACCUCAGGACCGGCCGGUUCACCGGGCUCGGCAACCAUUUCAUGGGGGUGUACCAACCCCAUAUCCGCAACCAGUUGCUGGAACUGCUCAACCCUGGGCGCGACCCGUUGCUGGAGCGGCAGGUGCAGCGGCAGAAAUUCAAGCAACAGAUGCGGGAGAACGCCUUGAGCGCGCCCGAAGAUGAGCUGACGCGUAACCGGGUGUUCCUCGAACUGCAAAACCAACUGGAGCAGGCCCUGCGCGUCACGCGGGAAAUGGAGGGCGGCGCCGAAGCGCUGCAACGUUUCGAUGCGGUCUCGGAUCCCGAGAGACACCACGAAACCAUUAAGGGU
Molecule: messenger RNA, 2043 nt
Organism: Mesorhabditis spiculigera
Lineage: Eukaryota; Metazoa; Nematoda; Chromadorea; Rhabditida; Rhabditidae
Source: the annotation of a GenBank genome assembly